AGGGAGGGGAAAAAAGAGCCUUUUCGAGCGUUUAAGGAGGGGAAAGAGCGCGCGGGAGCCCCGAUUGGCUACGGCGCGCAGCGAAGGGCCAAUCGGAGUGCCGGGCUGGCCCGCCGGAGAGGCGGGGAUUGGAGAGGAGGCGUGGGCGCGUGGAAGGAGGCGGGGCCGUCAGAGAGCGGCGCUGACGGUUGGGCAGGAUGUCGGCGAGGAGGCGCAUCGGGGACCCCGAGUUUUUGACCAAAAGGAUCCCACAGAAUCCUAAAUAUCAGCAUGUAAAAACUCGCCUUGACACAGGUAGCAGUAUGACCAAAUACACUGAGAAACUAGAAGAGAUCAAGAGAAAUUACAGAUACAAGAAAGAUGAACUCUUCAAGAGACUGAAAGUGACUACUUUUGCCCAGCUGAUGAUCCAGGUUGCUUCUCUAUCUGAUGAAAACUUAGACGUGUCAUCUGAGGAAAUUCAGAAGCUAGACGAAGGUGAUGCUCCUCCUGCUGACAACAAUGUUGACGUUGUGGCAGAGACCAAUGGCAAAGACAGCCCUGGUGAGAAGCCAGCCAGUCCCAUCCUGUUCAUAAACAACACAGGAGGUGGGGAGUCGUAUCGCUCCACUUUACAAAGCGUGAUCAGUGGCGUAGGAGAGUUGGAUCUGGGGAAAGAUGCCCCCAAGAAAACAGAGACGUGUACAAAUGACGGCCCUUAUCCUGACUGCCCCUUCCUGCUGCUGGACGUGCGAGAGCGGGAUGCAUAUGACCAGUGCCACAUCAUAGGAGCUUACUCCUAUCCCAUCGCCACGCUGUCCAGAACCAUGAAUCCAUAUACAAAUAACAUUUUGGAAUAUAAAAACGCUCAUGGCAGAAUCAUCAUCCUCUAUGACGAUGACGAGAGAGUGGCCAGCCAGGCAGCUACCACCAUGUGCGAGAGGGGCUUCGAGAACUUAUUCAUGCUCUCUGGAGGUCUCAGGGUCAUUGCUCAAAAGAUCCCCGAAGGCCUGGUGACCGGCUCGUUUCCUGCAUCUUGCCUAUCGGUCUCCCAGCCCAAGACUUCCCGGAGAAAAGGCACUCCCCGACAGGCACUCCCCCCACCUGCUGAGAAUAAAUGGAGAUUUACAGCUGAAGAUCUACAAAAGUUACAAUAUUACCUAGAAGAGGAGCAGCUUCCUUCAGACACUGCCAGCCGUCUCAGCCGGGGUUCUUCAGCUCGGGACGCCAAGGCCACUGCUGUCAGGAGCAGCCAGAACCUGCCCACCACCAACUCAACUGUGGCCCUCACCGCGCGCUCUCUCAGCAGCAGCAGCCUGCAGAACAAGCCAUGGAAAUAGACAGUGUCUUUCCCCACUGAAUAAAAGAGAGUCCCGUUCCCGGGGCCCUUUGAUCACUA
Molecule: messenger RNA, 1378 nt
Organism: Hemicordylus capensis (graceful crag lizard)
Lineage: Eukaryota; Metazoa; Chordata; Lepidosauria; Squamata; Cordylidae
Gene: CEP41
Product: centrosomal protein 41
Exons: 11
Coding region: 198-1319 (373 amino acids)
Biological process (GO): protein polyglutamylation; cilium assembly
Cellular component (GO): ciliary basal body
Source: RefSeq, a predicted model, not a curated record